Molecule: messenger RNA, 3136 nt
Organism: Corylus avellana
Lineage: Eukaryota; Viridiplantae; Streptophyta; Magnoliopsida; Fagales; Betulaceae
Product: microtubule-associated protein TORTIFOLIA1
Biological process (GO): unidimensional cell growth; circumnutation; multicellular organism development
Cellular component (GO): cortical microtubule, transverse to long axis
Molecular function (GO): microtubule binding
Source: RefSeq, a predicted model, not a curated record
CAGAUCUCGUGUACUUUUCAAAAACGCCCAGUUUGCUUCUCUUUCCCUUCCCUCUCUCACUCAGUCACUCACUCACUCGCUCGGCUCUACUGCCAGAUCUCUCUCAUGUAGCUCCCAUUUCACUCUAUCAGGCAAAUUCACAAACAGAUUCAGCGCAUUCACACCCACGAAGCACAAUGAGUUCCCAGGAGCCGAAAUCGUCCUCAAAGCCUGCAAAGCUCUCGGCCCAGUCCUCGAGAUCCUCCUCUGUGUCUUCCCACCUGGCAAUGGUGGAGCUCAAGCAGAAGAUCCUGACCUCCCUCGCCAAGCUCUCGGACCGCGACACCCACCAGAUCGCCAUGGACGACCUCCAGGCCACCGUCAACUCCCUCUCCUCGGACGCCCUCCCCAUGCUCCUCAACUCCCUCUACGACGCCGUCUCCUCUGACCCCAAACCCUCUGCUCGCAAGGACUCUCUCCGCCUCCUCGCCCUCACCUGCGCCGCCCACCCCGACCCCGCAUCCGCCCACCUCACCAAGAUCAUCUCCCACAUCACCAAGCGCCUCAAGGACAACGACUCCGGCGUCCGGGACGCUUGUCGCGACGCCAUUGGCUCGCUCUCGGGGCUGUACCUCAAGAACUCUGGUCAUGGUAAUGGCAAUGAGAGCGUGGUGGGGCUGUUCGUGAGGCCCUUGUUCGAGGCGAUGGGGGAGCAGAACAAGGGAGUACAAUCCGGUGCGGCGAUGUGCAUGGCGAAGAUGGUGGAGUGCGCCGCCGACCCGCCACCUGCCUCGGCGUUUCAGAAGCUGUGCCCGAGGAUCUGCCGGUUGCUUAACAACCACAACUUCUUGGCCAAGGCCUCGCUCUUGGCCGUCGUCUCCAGCUUGUCUCAGGUGGGGGCAAUUGCACCUCAAAGCUUGGAGCAUUUGCUGCAAAGUAUCCAUGAAUGCCUUGGGAGUACAGAUUGGGCAACACGUAAAGCAGCUGCUGAUGCAUUGAGUGCCUUGGCAUUGCAUUCAAGUGAUUUGAUUUCAGAUAAAGCUGCUUCCACACUGACAGUGCUUGAGUCAUGCCGUUUUGACAAGAUAAAACCCGUUAGAGAUAGCAUGGCAGAGGCGUUGCAAUUAUGGAAAAAUAUUGCAGGCAAAGGAGGAGAUGGGUCUCCAGAUGAUAAGAAACCCUCUCGUGAUGGGGAAUCUCCUGUGCUGGCUGGUUUGUCUGAAAAAAAUGGUCAGAAGAAUACAAAUCCUAGUGAUAGCACAUCAGAGCAACCAGCUAAGACUUCAUCUAAUGGUUCUUCCCCUACUUCAGAUCCUGCUUCUAAAGCCAAAACUGGCGGCAUUUUAGAAAAAGCAGUUGUAAUAUUGAAGAAGAAAGCACCUGCCCUUACUGACAAAGAGCUAAACCCAGAAUUCUUCCAUAAUCUUGAAACAAGGGGUUCUGAUGAUUUGCCAGUGGAAGUAGUUGUUCCUCGUAGAUGUCUCGGUUCUUCAAACUCAAACAACGAGGAAGAAUCGGAGCCAAAUGACACAGAAUCAAGGGGAAGGUCAAAUCGCAUUGGAAAUAUCCAGUCUGAUGAUUUCCAUGGAUCUUUCAACAGUAAAUAUCAUAAUGUGGAGAGAGGAACUGCUGCUGUAUAUUCUAAACAGCGAGAUCAUGAUGACCUUGCACGGGAUAAAUGGCCUGAAGAGAGGAUAAAUGGAAAAGACCCAAGAAUGAGAGCAUUUGAUGGUGAUGAUAGGAUUGAUAUGAAUCAGAGGGAGUCAUCCAGUAAUCGUGUUGGUUUCUCCAAAACUGAUGGUCAAUCUGAAGGGUCGUUCAUCAAUAACAAAGGAAAUUGGUUGGCAAUUCAGAGGCAGUUAUUGCAGCUGGAGAGACAACAAGCUCAUCUGAUGAACAUGCUGCAGGAUUUCAUGGGUGGCUCUCAUGAUAGCAUGGUGACUUUAGAGAAUAGAGUAAGGGGUCUUGAGAGAGUUGUUGAAGACAUGGCACGAGACUUGUCAAUAUCCUCAGGCAGGAGAGGUGGUAGUUUUGCGAUGGGGUUUGAGGGAUCUUCUAAUAGGCCUUUAGGCAAGUACAAUGGUUUCCCUGAUUACUCGAAUGGCAAAUUUGGAAGGGGUGGUGAUGGGCGGAUUCCUUUCGGAGAAAGAAUUGCCCAGUCUGAUGGAAUUGCUAUGGGCAUGAGAGGAAGGGGCCCUUCUUGGAGAUCUGACAUGUCUGAAAAUUGGGAUUUUCCAAUAUCUGGUGCUUCCAGAAAUGGACAAAUUGGCUCGAGGAGAGCUCUAGGUGGUGGUAAUAUAGAUGCUAGGUCACCGAGAUCAGAAAAUGAGAGUGAUCAAGGUGGCAGCAGGAGAGCUUGGAAUAAAGGAGCUGGACCUGUUAGGCUUGGUGAGGGGCCUUCUGCAAGAAGUGUCUGGCAAGCUUCAAAGGAUGAAGCCACUUUGGAAGCAAUUCGGGUGGCUGGGGAGGACAGUGGAACUUCUCACACAGCAACAGCAGCUAUUCCUGAAUUGACCGCGGAAGCCUUGGGAGAUGAUUAUGUUGGUCAUGACCGGGACCCGGUGUGGACUUCUUGGAGUAAUGCUAUGGAUGCCCUUCAAGCAGGUGAUAUGGAUUCCGCCUAUGCUGAGGUUUUGUCUACAGGGGAUGAUCACUUGCUUGUAAAGCUAAUGGACAGAUCAGGCCCUGUGGUUGACCAACUCUCAAAUGAAGUAGCAAGUGAGCUCUUGAAUGCUGUUGGACAAUUUCUACUAGAGCGGAACCUUUUUGACUUGUGUUUGUCUUGGAUUCAACAGUUGGUGGAAAUAGUGUUGGAAAACGGACCUAAUGUUUUGAGCAUUCCCAUGGAAGUGAAGAAGGAGCUUUUGUUGAAUUUACAUGAUGCUUCUUCAACAAUGGAUCCUCCUGAGGACUGGGAAGGUGUGAUGCCUGACCAACUCUUGUUUCAGUUGGCAUCAGCGUGGGGAAUUGAUCUGCGACAGCAUGAGAAGUAGUUCCCACUUCCCAGCUUAUUGCCUAUUGUUAAUGGGAUUUUGUACUAAAUAUGAAAACAUUUUUUCAUUGGGUGAUUCAGUUGAUAUCAUGUAACUUAUACAAGUUGAAUGAAAUUGUGAAUGAACAAACAAUUAAGCAAAUGAAGCUGGAAUUAUUAUGGUUC